This is a messenger RNA of Numida meleagris (helmeted guineafowl), 4294 nucleotides long. Its product is annotated as inositol 1,4,5-trisphosphate receptor-interacting protein-like 1. The transcript has a single exon. Gene Ontology annotation, cellular component: membrane. Lineage: Eukaryota; Metazoa; Chordata; Aves; Galliformes; Numididae. The record is from RefSeq and is a predicted model, not a curated record. The coding region runs from base 74 to 1762 and encodes 562 amino acids.
GCAGCAGCAGGGGCAAGGCUGGGCUGGGCCAGGCGCAAACACCGGCCCGCGAGGGGUCUGGGAGCCUGCAGCGAUGGCCCAGCGCUCAGGGGACCCUGUGAGCGGCUCUCUGGGCAGUCACCACCAGCGUGGCCUCAGCCCCUGCUGCCUCCCAGCUCCCUCGCCCCCGCUCCUACCUGACCCCAGGGGCUGUGGCUCCUGGCCCCGCUCCCCCAGCCGUGCGCGAGCUCCCACCCAGCCCCACUCACCUCCGCUCUCUCACCUCUUCCAGAUCAUGGCUUUGGCGUUUAUCUUCGCCUUGUUGGCGCAGAGAGUCCCAUGUGUUGGCGAUGAGUUGGAUGCAAUCACGCUCUUGCGCAUGCAGGAGCGUGAGGCGUACCUGACAGAGAAGAUGACCCAGCUGCUGCUGGAGAUAGAACAGAAGAACAUGGCGCAGAGCAGGAUGGGCCUGCAAGCCCUGCUCUUUGCUGCACUGCCAUACUGGAAGAUUUGCAGUGUUCUUUGUCUUUUCAUCCUUCUAUUUUGGUUCAUGUGGAAGAUCCAAAAAGAGUUCCGGGGGCCUGACGACAGCAGUGAUGAGGAGAGCUCCAGUAGUGAGGAGCAGGAGCAAGAGGAAGAGCAGCAGGAGCAGGUGCUGGUGCUGGACGAUACUCUUUUCCUUGCAGAUGUGCUCUGGCCAAUUGGAAACCAUAAGGACAGCUGUAAAGAGAUGCUCUCGCUGUUGGAACACCUCAUCAAUAUAUCUCAAACUAUCUUGUCAGAUACUUUCUUUCCAAUGCCAGAGUACCCCACUGGGGUGGGCAGCACCUACGAAGGCUGGUGUCCCCCUCGAGAUGAACCUGUCUUCUGCCUGCUUGUGCCCCUGACAGCUCCCCGCGGGCACGUUUUCCACUUGGAACUGGGCACUGCAGGGGAGCUGCCAGCGAGGAACUCCCGUGUCCGCGUAGUGUUGGAAUGCGUGUGCGGGAGGGAGCAGGAGAUGGGCAUGCUGUGCUUCCUCCACGCCUCCGAGGAUGAGCUGAGAAAUCAGCAACCCAGCCUCCUACACAGCCUCUGCACUGGCUCCUACCUGGAUGUGGAGAAGACUGCCUGCUGGUUCACGAUGCUGAUCAGAAACGCCUGGAAAUGCAUUCCUGCGGCAGCAACAUGCAGCAUGAAAGCGAUGCUGCCCAGGCGCUCCUGCAGGCUCCAUCUGACAGAUUACCUCAGAAGAACUUACAUUGUUGAGAUAGUGUUUGGCGUACAGCAAGACAAUACAGACAUCUUUCUGAGCAGCCAGGAGACAGAGGCUGCUAUUACCGCCAGCACGACCUGGCCACAGAGCUGUGCUAUGGCAGAGGUGAAGUUCUUCCAGCAUAUAGACGCCCAUUCCCAGGGGGAGAAUUUCUACCACAGAUAUUUGCAAGUCUAUGGCUACAUCCUGGUGGGCUACAACUUUUCCACCUAUGAACUGAAGACAGUGCUCAUGCACCUCCUGACUGCCAUCCCUUUGGAAAACUGGCAUGGGAGGUAUUUCUUUCAGCGAAUGGAUGACAUCAUGCGCUACCUGCGCUGCUGCCUGGAGGAGAAACGUCUCAACCACUUCCUCAUAGGAAAUGAGGAGGUGCCUGCGGAGAUUAUCUUGCCGCAGGAUUUCCAAGUGUCUGAACCGCUCAACCUGUUCCAGCACCUGGCGCAGGACCCGGACAAACACGAGCAGGCGCUGCAUGAGUUGGAAGACCUGGAAGAUCGGCUCGCAAGUCUGCUGAUCUAUGGGAAAUGAGAGACGUCCACUUGUCCCACAGCCGAGCACGCUGGACAUGGAGAAGACGCCGCUCAGCAGGCAGCGGGAAUUGCUCCUGAAUGUUUUCUCCACAGCAAAUCCACUCUGGGGCAGCCAGACCUCGUGUCGAUGAGGAAGGUGCUACGGACACCUGUAACAGAGACUCCUCGAACCGGCUGGGCAGAGAGCACCCGGCCUCUCCAAGAGCGUCCGUUUGCUCUGGGAGCAUUGUCCUCUACAAAAAUGGGCAAUGAACGGCUUGCUUGAAGAAACUGAUCUGAAGAAGUAGAGCACAAUGUAUUUUGUAGCUUGUCCUUAGAAAUAGCUGAUUUGAAAAUGCCAAAACACCAUAUAUUUCAGUAGUAUAGUUUAGAAAUAAAGCUGUUGAAUUCUGUGAUUAAUUCUCGCUUUUCAAACUGUAGUAGUUUUUAAAUGUUGCGAAUAGUGUGGGUAUAGUAUUAUAGACUAGAAAGCAUGCUGUAAGGCUAUUCUGUUUUGGUAAGAGACCUUCAGCAAAAGAAAAGAAGGCUUAUCAGACAUCAAAGAAGCCAGGGCCUCCACGCAAGGCCACAUUGUCUCACUCUGGGAUUAGCUUGGCAUGCAACAGGCAGGCAUCAAGAUACUCCCCUCUAUCCUCCUUUUCUUCUAACACCCCUGUAUGUAUCAUUAAAGGACAGGUUAACAUGCCAGUCCCCAGUACAUGUCAUUAAAAGACAGGUUGCCAAACUAAUCUCUAUCCGAGGACGAGCAGAUGUCCAGGAAUAAUGGCUGAGUGCUGAGCGAGCAAAUGUUACGAUUUUGGUACCGAUAAAUUACUUACAAUAGGCAUUCUCCUACUGAGCAUGCGUCAGUGAAGACGCAUUCAUCCAGGGGUCAAGCGAGGAAGAUCACUGGAUGAAGUAAAAGACUGUUGGUUGGACCGUCAUGAUGCUAAAAGGACGCUAGACGGUAGAAGAGACCACGGAACAGAAAGCUGGAGACCGCAUGAAUCACUACCUGAGAUAGGCGUGUGCAUGCUCAUUGUCUCACACGUCAUCGAUGAAGAUGGACUAACUGUGGAAAUAUAACGGACUCUUUACUCUCACGUAAUCUUUGAGGCACUAAUGGUGGAAAUAUCCCCAGUGCUUCCCGGCACCGUAAUAAACAUACCUGCUUUAGAACCUGACGUGGGUUAUAGAGUUUGAUUGCGCACAUCAAAACCCUCUGCCCGUAAGUCUUUGUCAAAGAAAGCAGGGAUAGGGUGCUGACUGCUCGGCUGCCACGGGAUUGGGCAGCGUGUCGCGGAAGAGGUGAUUCCCUGAUCUCCUCUCCCACCUCCUCCAGGACGCAACGGUGGCAGUCUUCCCCGCUCUGGCAGCUCUAGGCGUAGUCGAGACCCUGCAUAAUACGGGAGAAGCUUUGCAAGCUCUUCAGUAAUCAUCCAUCAAAUGAGCUGUACAUGUCUGAGAGCUACAGAAGCCCAGGCUUCCUUCUGCUUGCAGUCGGACUGCAGAACGCAGCCAUUUCUUCCAUGACGCGCAAACUGACCGGAGUCCCCCUCGCCUUCUCCUGCAGCUUGGCAAAAUCCUGUUAGAAUUGAGGUCAGAUGCUCUCCACGCAUCUUCCGCAGCAGUGUUUUGCCACCUUAUCCUCACCGUUAUUUGUCUCUUCCUUUUCUGACGUAGUGAAUAGUUUUUAUCUCAACCCACGAGUUGAAAUUUUUUGGUUUUGAUUCUCCCCCCAUCCCAUGCGAGGGAGGGAGGGAGAGAACGGCCGUGUGGUGCUGGGCUGCCUGCCGGGUCCGAGAACAACAGUUCUUUUGGCAUCCAACGGGGGGCCUGAGGGGCUUAGGCAAGGGCAGAUCUGAGCAGAACACGCUUAAACAACACCGUUGAAAGCCGUGUGGUGGCUUGCUAGCUGCGGCACGAUCUUUUCAUGCACAGUGGGGGUUUAUCGGCUUUCAAGGCUGUUUUUCUUAACUCCUUCCGUGUCUCUGGGGGCUGGCCUAGGCUUAUGUAUGGUUUUGCCUCUUUCUGUGGAGCAUGAACUCAUGUUUCGCCCACAGUGGAGUUCCCUGGGUGUUGGUACUCGGUAUGGCCAUCGUUUUUGCACUUCAGGAACCGUUCCAUUGAAACUAUCAACAAGUCCGCUCUUUACUCCAGGCAAGGUGCAACAGUUUUUCUAAAUGUGGAAUAUUCCUGGGAUGUUCACACUAGCCCAGUCCGAUGGCUCUGCCUUCGGCAUGUGUUUCCGGUUUUAAUUCUGGUUAAGAAACCAUUUAAAAAUAGCACCCACAGAUCUCCAGUGGGGCAGGAUGGCUGUGGGAGGCAAGGUGUGUGGGAGGCUCUAGGCAGCUAUCAGUCACGAUUCUCACCUCCAGUGGGUCUGGAACUCACUCGUGAACAAGUGCGGAAUCCUUAAAGGCAGACAGAAAGCUUUAAAAAAGUGUGCCCCGACCCUGGCAGCGCCACGGAGUUACAGGUCGCUGCGGUGUGCCUGCACCAAACCAACACUAGUCAACAAGAUCCAGAAUCUUCAAAGGAAGAAAAUGCC